UGCAAUAUUCCCAUCUGACCAAUGCAAGCCUUCCAAUGGAUUUAUUGCGCGCUGUACCGGCAGGGAUCUAAAAUGACACUUGUAUUUUGCACAACUGCUUUACUUUUGCAUCAGAAUAUUUGAGCUGCAGUCCUUAUUAAAAACAAUUGUUGCACACCAGCGAUCUUCACCCUCAUAGCAAGUCGGGAGAAGCAAGGGAGAACUGGCGCUGAUGCUAAAAAAAAAACACAUUAAAGAAUAGAAGAAAACAAAUCCUUCCAUUACUGGGUGCGUCUCUCAGCUACGAUCACGGUGUACAUAAUGCCAGUACUGACCAGCCCAGAGAUUGCCACCAAAUUCAAGGAAAAGUGGAUGAUGCUUCAUCCGGAGGACCAGGACAACUUUAAUGGCUCUGUGAACCUGGACGAUAGCCUCACCAGCCUCCAGUGGCUCCAGGACUUUUCCAUCCUCAGCGCUAACCCGGAGAGACCCCCCAGCUCCGGCUACCACCCUCACCACGAGAUACACCACCAAUUCCACCAGAAGCACUUCCACAUGCCGGGCGCGCAUGCCCCAGCCAGCCCGCCCGCUGGCGACACAGCGGCUACUGGGAUGCCCCUCAACCUGGGCAACCCCAUCUCGGCUUCCACCUCCAGUAGAUCCUCUCCCGAUGGGAGCACUAGCUACUUGCAGCAACAAACACCCCCUAGCCACCUCACUUCGGUCCCUAGGAGCGCUCCUGAAGAGAUCGACUACAAGACGAAUGCCCAAGUUAAGCCCCCUUACUCGUACGCUACCCUUAUCUGCAUGGCAAUGCAAGCCAGCAAGAAAACCAAGAUUACACUUUCGGCCAUCUACAGCUGGAUAACCGAUAAUUUCUGUUAUUACAGACACGCCGAACCCAGCUGGCAGAACUCAAUCCGCCACAACUUGUCGCUCAACAAGUGCUUCAUGAAGGUACCCAGGCAGAAGGAUGAACCUGGCAAGGGCGGCUUCUGGCAGAUCGACCCGCAGUAUGCUGACAUGUUCGUCAAUGGCGUCUUCAAGAGGAGGCGCAUGCCUGCCACUCACUUCAACACCCAGCGCCAGAGCAAGAUGCCACCCAUUUCCGAGGCCUCCUGCAGCCCUCCAGGUCACAGUUUUCUGCGUCAGCCCAUGAACGGGCACCAGAUGGGUAUGAACCACAUGGGCACCAACCACCACCACACCCCGGUGGAGGUGCACCGGCCAGGCAGCAAGCGCAAGCAUCCUGUGCCCAAGCGAAAUGGCAAGCUGGCAUGCAAUUCCAAAUCGCCCCUGCUGGCACAGGAGAUCAAGGAGACGGAGGCCCUGAAAGGGGACUUUGACUGGGCAUCUGUAUUCGACGAAGUCUUCAACGGAAAUGGCAGCAACUUCGAAGACUUGGACAUUAACGCAGCCCUCAGCUCUCUGGGUUGUGAGCAACUGGACCUCACUGUUCAAGGACGCCACAUUAACACCAACAGCAAGUGGUGCACGGCCAGCCUGGAGCCGCAGUGCAGCUUUGCAGAGGUCAGCGGUAGCAGUCUGCAAUUUCAGCAACAGCAGCCGCAGCAUUUCGAAGAGUUCACUUUCUUCUCAGACCCCCCGCGACACCCCUGGGAGGAGAUCAAGGAAGAGGUGCAGGCCAUCCCUUUGAAUCUCGACCAGAGCUUUAACUUCUGCGAAGGCUUUUUCAACGAAAUGCAGCAGUGGGAGAGAGUUGAAGCCUAUCUGUAACACCCCGCGCAUCCUUUUCCCAAGUUAAGGGACACAGACUAAAGUUUUGCUACAUUAGCAUCUUAAGCUCUUUGAUUAUAGAGCACUGACAGGAAAGCACCAUGUUUGUCUUUGUACAAGUGAAACUACCGAUGCUUCUUUUCUAUUUUGUUUUGUAAUAGGGUGACCGUACCACUGAAGCCGAACCACCGUCAAUGGUUCCAGUAGCAAAGCAAGUUGUAAAAGGCUUACAUAACUUUUGUUAUUCAUUAAUCAAUUACCAGAUUGGUACCACCCCACUAACGAUGCAAAUUAAGUUGCAAUACAGGAACAGGGAGAAGCAUGUUAAAGCCUUCCUGAUUGUACAGAACAGAUGGUAAUUCGAUGUCGCAUGCACUUGCCACUUUGAAAAAAAAAAUACUGUUGCAUUAGUGAGGAGGACAGCAAACAAAUGAUCAAAUCAAGGAUUAUAUA
Molecule: messenger RNA, 2169 nt
Organism: Polyodon spathula (Mississippi paddlefish)
Lineage: Eukaryota; Metazoa; Chordata; Actinopteri; Acipenseriformes; Polyodontidae
Gene: foxj1b
Product: forkhead box J1b
Exons: 3
Coding region: 301-1716 (471 amino acids)
Biological process (GO): regulation of DNA-templated transcription
Molecular function (GO): sequence-specific DNA binding; DNA-binding transcription factor activity
Source: RefSeq, a predicted model, not a curated record